Perca flavescens (yellow perch) is the source of this 2360-nucleotide messenger RNA. RefSeq names its product fasciculation and elongation protein zeta 1 (zygin I) (gene fez1). The coding region runs from base 1064 to 2278 and encodes 404 amino acids. The transcript has 10 exons. Gene Ontology annotation, cellular component: cytoplasm; axon. NCBI's taxonomy places the organism in Eukaryota, Metazoa, Chordata, Actinopteri, Perciformes, Percidae. The record is from RefSeq and is a predicted model, not a curated record.
CCCUUUUAUUAUACAGUGACCGUGUAUAGACAUGAAAGGGGUAGAGUGCUGGGGGACAACAUGCAGCAAAGGGCAGCAGGUCGGAUUCAAACCCGUGCCACUGCAGGACUCCGCCAACAUGGGGCGAACGCCCCUUGUUUUUCUUUAAUGGUCUUUUUGUUCUGUGAUAGUUGGCUGGGAUGAUAGGAAUGGAAUAGUUUUUUGUCUGAUUUCAAAUACCAUAUGUACACAUGCUGGAACAGCAUUAUAUGCAAAGCAAUUUUUAGGCUGCUUUGUUUAAAAAAAAAAAAAAAAUAUUAACAUUGGUUUUAAAAGCAAAUACAAAUUUCAUUUCAUAUGUACACACUUUAAAUGUAUUUUUUUUUGUGGCACUCAAUUUUCACAGCAUUAACACUGUAUAGUGUGGUUUUUGUUCAUUUUUAUCACCUUGCAGUUUUUCUGCGCACAUAUACAGGCUCAAAACAGUCCGUUCUCUUCUGGAUAUGUCAGUCUGCUCAGAUCUGUGGCAGAAAGGUAGAGUAGACAAUAGGAGGAAAGCUGGCGAUGUAAUUUAAUGUCCAAGGUAGACGGAUAAACAAUGUGCUACCUUACAGAAACAUCUCCUUCCCCCAUACCUCCUACUCCUCCCCCUUCUGUCCUCAUGAAUAUUGGGGAAUUAAUGCGCGGUGGGAGAGAGAGAGGGAGGGAGGGAGGAGGCAGGGACAAAGGCAGAAAGAGAGGGUAGUGAGCUGCUGUCGUCAGAGGCCUGGCAGUGCGCAGGCUCUGUGCGAGCUGGGCUGGCUGCCUAUUGAUUGGAAAACAACGGGCUGUGGGAGGACGGAGUCGGGCGGCUGUGGGCUAACGGGUGAGGGAAGGGACACAGACCAGAGCGCAAAGCACGCUGCCAUCUUCACCUCCCUGAUUCUGUUUUUCUCUCUUUCCCCCUGGAAUGAGUGUGACGGCUGCGGCUCAUCGGUGGCUUUCGCAGCAGAGGGAGGCUUAGGCACAGACUCUUCCUCGUCUGAGAAGAUCCGUCCUACACACUGAGCCAUAACAACAGCGGCACGUCUACUGCAGGUAUACCAUGGAAGCCCCUCUUGUGUGUUUGGAUGAGGAGUUUGAGGACCUCCGGCCCUGCCGCAUAGAUGAGCUGGACCACCCAGUGCUCAAACACUCUUACUCCACCACCACCGCCCCCCUGGCCUCCAUCACCCGCGAGGACUUCUCUGAGCUGGAGAACUUCUCCGAGAUGAUGAGCUUCAAGUCGAUGGAGGACCUGGUCAACGAGUUUGACGAGAAGCUCAACGUUUGCUUCCAUAAUUACAACACCAAGACGGAGGGCCUGGCGCCCAUACGCAACCAGUCCCACAGCCAGGAGGAAGAGGAGAGGCUGCAGGACGAAGAUGUGUGGGAUGCUCUAACUGACAACUACAUCUCCACCUGGGACGGCACCGACUCAGAGGGACUCAACGGCAAUCUUUCUGACCAGGAGAUCCACGAAAAAGAGGAUGAGGAGAUGAAUGAGAAGAAUGACAACGCCAACUGCCUGAAGGACGAGCCUCUCAUCACAGCUGAUCAGGUCAUUGAGGAGAUAGUCGAGAUGAUGGAGAACUCUCCAGAUCCCGGCGAAACGGAGGAGGAGGAGGAUGAAGAGGAGAGCAGCCCUUGCUCCAUGGCCAACCCCUCCCUGCUGGAGGAGAUCAGGCAGCUGUCGCAGGCCUCCAACAACAACUGCUCCUACGAAGGCCUGAGCCUGAUGCCCAGCUCUGCUCUGGUGGAGCUGCUGGACCGGGUGGAGGCGGCCAUCCGCCAGUACUCAGAGGAGCUGGUCAGCCAGCUGGCUCGGCGGGAGGAGCUAGAGUUUGAGAAAGAGGUGAAGAACACGUUCAUCACGGCCCUGAUGGAGGUGCAGAACAGGCAGAAGGAGCAACGGGACAGCAGCAAACGCCGCCGCCGGGACAAGGCCCUGAGCCUGCAGGGGGGGGCGACGCCACCUGUGAACGGAGGGAACACAGCCUCCACGGGCCACACGGAGAAGACAGGGAGCAUGCCUGUCAAGCGUUUCAGCAUGGAGGGACUGUCUAACAUCCUGCAGACCGGCAUCAGGCAGACAUUUGGAAGCACAGGGAAUGAGAAACAGUAUCUAAACACAGUUAUUCCAUAUGAGAAGAAAGGCACCCCUCCAUCUGUUGACGACCUGCAGAUGCUCACAAAAAUUCUUUAUGCCAUGAAGGAGGACAGUGAGAAGGUGCCUACACUGCUAACUGACUACAUAUUGAAAGUCCUGUGUCCUACCUAAAGCUCCCCCCUAGGCCGGAGGCCACAGUGUGUUGGAGGAUCUUUCCAAACCUCCUCUGGCCCGAGCUGCAUGACCCCCCGAC